CAGAGAGAAACAACAAUACACGUCAACAAACUUUUGUGUAUUUUGUAUUAAGGAUUGAAGGAGCAGAGGCUAUUGGGUUAUCGAGAUGAAGAAAAAGGUGGGUAGAUUGUGGAAAAACAAGAAAGAAGGAAAAAUAUAAUGGAGAAAGGUUCGGAUGCCCUAGAUCAUUUAUCACCUGCUAGCUUAGAAGGUGUGCAGGAUUAUGAGAUGGAACAACUUUCUCAACCAAAUAGUUCUGAUUUAGGAGCAGGAGUGGAAUCUCAAGUGCAAAAUUCUGAUGGAGAAGUCGAAGCUAAAGGGGCUACAGCUUCACAUACUAAGAAUGAAGUAGAAUCAUUGUUAAUCAAGCCAUCAGUAGCUAAAGCAUCAGAAGAUGCCGAGGUACUUCCAAGAAAACGCAACGGUUUCCUUCAUUUAUUUUCUCUUAGAGAUAUCAAUUCUUGCAUUUUGAUCUCUGAGAAUAAACGAGUCAUUUGUUCUGUCAUGAUUUCGUUUUUAGUUGUUUUGUCUUAUGCCCAUCUCCCACAUAGUAUAGCAAGGUCAAAUAGCGUCAUUGCAUCAAGGCCCCUUUAUAUACUGUUGCUAACUGAUUUGACAAUAGUGAUUGCACGAAUAAUUCGCAAGGAAGUAGUUCCUGAUGAAGAAAGGGUCGAAGACAGACAAGGUGUGAAGGAUUUCGGACAUAAUUGGGAUGGAGCUCUAACGAUAUUGGAAUACGGUUUGGUUCUCUAUCAGACAAUUCGUGCACUCUUCAUAGACUGCAGUUUCUAUUUGGUCAUUGUCAUAUGUGGUCUGUCUCUCAUAUAAUUGUCUCUCAUAUGCUUUCCACAGAGCUAGUUUUGUUAAUUCUUUUUAAGGUGGUGAAGGAGGAGUUCAAGAGAAUUUGCUUUUUACCAUUUAUUCACUAACUUUUUGCUUGUAUAAUAUGGCAUGAGACCUCAUGUUGUUUGUAGUUUGAUCUGUUUUCUUUUACAAA
Molecule: messenger RNA, 976 nt
Organism: Nicotiana attenuata
Lineage: Eukaryota; Viridiplantae; Streptophyta; Magnoliopsida; Solanales; Solanaceae
Exons: 2
Coding region: 139-807 (222 amino acids)
Source: RefSeq, a predicted model, not a curated record